Messenger RNA from Topomyia yanbarensis, 2153 nucleotides. RefSeq names its product small ribosomal subunit protein mS39. Gene Ontology annotation, biological process: mitochondrial translation. Gene Ontology annotation, molecular function: ribosomal small subunit binding; protein binding; rRNA binding. Lineage: Eukaryota; Metazoa; Arthropoda; Insecta; Diptera; Culicidae. The transcript is spliced from 2 exons. Gene Ontology annotation, cellular component: mitochondrion. The coding region runs from base 97 to 2094 and encodes 665 amino acids. The record is from RefSeq and is a predicted model, not a curated record.
UGACAUUAGUGUGACAUAACCCCCAGCAGAUUGAUUUUUAGACGGUUUUCUUUUAAUAAGUUUCUUGUGGAAAAGCGUAUUUUGAUAGCUAAAGCCAUGAAUAAUUUACCUAAAUGCGUGUGUCGAGUGAACCUGAAACCUGUGCUCCGAAAUUUCAGACUAAAUCGUCGAUUUUCAAGCAGUGACAUCACCACACCUUCCACAGUUUCAGAGCAGAACAAAAUCGUGAUUCCCCAGCGUAUCGAACGUGGUCCCACCGACAUUCUGAACGCUCUUUCCAGCACAGUAGGAUUCGAUCCAACAGCAUCGCACUACAAGUACCACGACGAUCCCUUUUUGCUUCCGAUGACGAUCUUAAGCAAGAAAUCCUACGCCAUGGCUCAAGAAGCCGGCCGAAAGGCAGCACGCUGGAUUCGUCAGGAGAAUGCUACACUGUUUCAGCAUAAAGAAGCAGAUCCGCCUGUUCAAGCGUUUUUCCCUACAAUGAUUUAUACCGAGGAAAGCCAGGUUGAAGCGACUGACCUCCAGAAAUUGAUCGAGAAUGUCGAUGUCAAGGAUGCUAUUUUGGUGUACAGUCUCCUGAAAAAGAACAACGUUGAAGUAAGCCAGGAAGUGAAGCAGUCACUACUGGAACUACUGUGUUUCUUCAAUCACGAAGAGUCGCUUGCUGAGGAAUACAUUGAAGAACGUUGGUUCCGACAGGGAGGUCAAGUAAAGGGACGACAGAAAAAGUCAUGGAAAGAUUUCGAGUUAGCCGAACAGCUUUUCCACGAAAUAGAUUCGAAACAGUCGGUUCAUUAUUGCGCCCUGAUCCGAGGAAUGGCAAAGUACAUCCAGGUGGAGAAGGCAUGGGCUUUGUAUCAGGAGACCAUCGAAAAGAACAUACUUCUGGAUACGAAUACGUUCAACAGUUUAAUAGAAAUUUCCUCUUACUUGAAGGAUAGCUACGAUACGAAGUGGCAAUUAGUGUGUGAGCUUUUGACCGCGAUGAAAAACCAAAACCUGAAACCGAACAUUGGAACGUUGAAUGCCGUUCUGCAAACUAUAACCUCAAUUGGUGGUCACAAUAAUCCGAGAAAUUUUGCGCUAAAAACACUAUCAGAAUUUAAGAAAUUGGGAAUCGAACCAUCACUAGCCAGUUGGUACUACAUACUGUCGAUUUUCUGUCGGGAACGAGGACCGACCAGUCACGUCCUACAGGAUAUUAUGAAUGAAAUCGAAAAUAAAGAGUUUUCGAUUGUAGAUCCAAAAGACACUCUCUUUUUCGUAACGGCCAUGGAGGUAUGCCGGAAUCAUUUGCACGAUAAGGAUUUAGCUAGGAGGGUUGACAGCUUGUUGCAUUUCAAGGAUAACUACAAUUUAAUUGGAGAUUCGAAUAAAGAGUCCGCUUACUACCGUCACUAUUUAAGCAUCCUUUGUAGUACCGAAACGCUGGAAACUUUCAUGGAAACGUAUAAUUUGCUAGUGCCGAAUAUUUACAUCCCGGAAGCGUUCGUAAUGGAAAACAUUCUGAAGUCAAUUGACGUGAACUGUGCAAUCGACUACCUCCCGCAGAUUUGGUCCCAUAUGAUACAGUUCGAGCUGAUUGGCCGAGAGAAUCUGCUUUCUCUAGUUCUCCAGAUAAUGCUGGCAAACCCUCCGAAGGAUCCGGAAAUGGUAGAUCGUUUUACGGUCAUAGCAUGGGAUAUGUUCACACGGUUAGAAGAGCUGAUAGCUGCAGAACGGCGCACUCAAGCAAAUGCGUUGUCCGGUGUUAUGCUGGGAGACAUCCUAACGAUUUCUUGUAGGGGCAAGGACUUUGAGAAAUCGGAGAAACUGUUCGAUAAAAUUAACAAUCAGCAGAACGCUAUCGUUGGGGAGCCUAAGCUUGAAGGGUUGCGAUCCUUUAUUCAACUGUGUAUCGACGAACGGAAGCCUAGUUUAGCGAUUACCUGCCUACAGUACUGCGCGGAAAAUGGGUUCCCCGAGACUGCCGACCUGGGAAAGCAUAUCUACAAUUCGUUUACGCUGGACGAGGUUCUAGUAGGAAAGCUUAAACGCUUCGUUGGGGAUGACAUUGUUAAAGAAAAUGUUAGCGAAGUUAAACAUGAUUAAAUGUGGUGGAAUUGUAUAUUAGGAUAUAAAUAGUGGACGAACAAUGCGUUCGCAAUUGA